This is a messenger RNA of Cataglyphis hispanica, 783 nucleotides long. RefSeq lists its product as uncharacterized. Gene Ontology annotation, biological process: cellular response to oxidative stress. Gene Ontology annotation, cellular component: cytoplasm. Bases 306 to 635 code for a protein of 109 amino acids. Gene Ontology annotation, molecular function: glutathione disulfide oxidoreductase activity. The transcript is spliced from 3 exons. The record is from RefSeq and is a predicted model, not a curated record. Lineage: Eukaryota; Metazoa; Arthropoda; Insecta; Hymenoptera; Formicidae.
AGUGGAGGUAACUGGUAUCGAUUGGAAACUACUGUCAAUCGAUCAGCUGAAGCAGUCGCAUAACUCGUGCUCUGAGCUUAUGAUCUGUUUCUUAAUUAUUGACAGCAGUUAAUCAAUUAGUCAUACAUUCUUGUGAAAACAUACAUGUACUUAAACUCUUAAACUCCCUUAAAUAUACUCGCAGUUGAAUAAUCGAAGAUCCCGUACAAUACCGGAAAUCGGGUGCAGUUGAAAUUCUCCAUAAUUGAACAAUGAAUGCGAACGUGUGAGGCAUAAUUGAAGUGAAUGAUCUCUUUAGCAAUCAAAUGGGUUCAGUUUCCAGUACAAAGAAGUCAAACAUGCCUGCCACACGAGAUCUCGUCGAGGACCUUAUCGCAAAGGAUACAGUCGUCAUAUUCUCCAAGAUUCAGUGUCCAUAUUGCAAAAUGGCCAAACAGGCGUUUGAAUCAUUAAAAAAACCGUACACGGCGAUAGAAUUGGACAACAGAGAAGAUGCACAAGACAUACAAGACGUAUUGGCCGAAAUAACAGGUGCCAGAACAGUGCCGAGGGUAUUCCUCAAUGGACAGUGUUUAGGAGGUGGUACUGAUGUAAAGAAAUUGUUCGAGAGUGGCGAGCUUGAAAAAAAAUUUUAACUUUUAAUCUUCGAAGUGCUCUAUAAUGAAUAACAAAUAAUAUGUUUAAUAUAAAAUAAAAUAUAUUCUUUUCUAUAAUAUCAUCAUGUAUGCUGACAUUUUCAUGCAAAAGUAAAAUGGGAAAAUAUAAUUUCUGAAUAUCGAUUAA